Ooceraea biroi (clonal raider ant) is the source of this 4854-nucleotide messenger RNA. RefSeq lists its product as uncharacterized. NCBI's taxonomy places the organism in Eukaryota, Metazoa, Arthropoda, Insecta, Hymenoptera, Formicidae. The record is from RefSeq and is a predicted model, not a curated record.
ACGUAUACAGGGUGAAUAUUAAUGCCUGUCCCAACCUUUUACCAUGGCAGAUGGAUUACCGACUGCAACUCUGCGUAACCUAACGGAACAUAGAUGGCAGUUGCUUGGGUCGACCGUGAUGUACAGGCAAGUGGAGAACGGUUCGCGACGUUGAAAGGAGAGGUUGCAUUUUGACGGAGUUGGAAAAAUCGUUGAAGAUUUGAGGGGCUUUCUUUGUCCCGAAACUGCUUGUGAGCCGACAAUAACUAUUUCUAUCUGUUCGGUUCUCGUCACCUUCAUCUGGGCGUGCCGUAUCCGAUCGGCCGACGAGUCGCGGAAUUAUUCCUUUACCAGAGGCUAACCUCGCCCGCCAUGCCGGGGGCGAGGCUAUGAGAAGUAAGAAGACCAACAGUAAUGGAGACGUAAUGGACAUCGACGAUGACAUCGUCGAUAGUGACACGGAAUUAAUCAAUUCCCAGCCAUUUUUGGGUUUCAACGAGGAAGAUAGAGGAACGGCUAAAUUAAUGGGUAAAAAGAGAGGAGCGCAGGACAAUCCACCGGCUCAGAAAAAUGUUAAACGGGCAGCGCCCCUCUCUGGCCAGAGAGUGUCCGGAGGUAAUCACCAAGAGAAGGACGACGGAGCUGAUGGCUUCUCAGAACAUAGACUUCAACACCGCCAGGAGACUCGUUUCUCGGGAUGCCUCUGGUGCCCCGAGAGAUUCGGGAGGCGGAGGUGGAAAGAAACUCAGGGAGGCGGACUUUCCAAUACUCCGUAGAGGCAGACGGCAUCCCGUCGACCCGUCUGGGGUCUCUCCAUCCGGAGCCGGCCCUUCUGGGGGACAUCGCAGUUUCGCCAGUAUCAUCGGGGGACGGAGCGGUCAACUUCCUCAUGCAAAUCUUCCGGAGGAGAUUGGAGACCUCGCUGCGGCAAUAUAGGCACGAUGCGUGGCGGGGGAGAGAUGGUCGCCCCUUCCACAUCCAGCGUUCAAAAUGGAUAAGGGUUUGUUCAUACUACAGUGGAAUUGUCAAGGCAUUCAGCGUAAACAGACUGAAUUAGGAAAGAGAGCAGUUGAAUUUAAUUUCAUUUUACUAUCUGAACUUUGGUUAAACAAUGACGAACAGUUUAUUUUUAAAAUUUUUAACACAGUUAAAAAGCGUAGACUAGACAAGAGUGGGGGAGGAGUUGCCGUCUUCGUUCGCGCAGGCCUCCACUAUCAAAUUUACGACGUUAUAUAUACAGCGAAUGAUAAGAUCGAAGCAUACGGCGUUACAAUUACAUGGAAAUCCAAACCUCUUAUUUUAGUUUCAGUAUACAAGACACCCAACGUUUCCGUCUCAUAGGGAGUGGGUCCGGUUCUUUUCUCAAUUCCCCCAUGAGUUCGUGGUGGGGGGCGACUUCAAUGCCCACCAUCCCUUUUGGGGGGAUGCUGAAGUGUGUGCCGAGGGAAGGGGACUUUUUGACGCUAUGGUGGAGGGUGAUCUUUACUGUCUUAACGCUGGCUCGCCGACACGAUUCGCCACCCCACACUCCCGGGCCACGACGGUAGAUAUAACCUUAUCUAAUAGUGCGAGCUUUUUGGCGGCCCACUGGGAGACGGUGGACGAGUCGUGGGGAAGCAACCAUUACCCCAUUAGAAUCGAGAUAGCGGAAGCGAUUCGCGAGCGCUUGAGGUUCACCGGGACUCGACGUGUGCAUACAGCUAAAACAGAUUGGGAGAGAGUUCGUGAGUGCUUCGAGGCACGUAGUGGCGAGCGCGAGAAGGUGAUACUCGAUUCUUCUUUGGACACACAAACCAAAUUUGCGACGGUCUUAAGUCUGUUAAGGGAUUGCGUUCAGAGUCAUACCCCCCCUCCGCGAAGACGCGGCCCGGGCGCACGCACUAAUACGAGAGCCAAUACAUGGUGGGACGACGAGUGCGAGAAGCUUCUUAGAUUGCGGAGGGCAGCAUUUCUGAAAUAUAAACAAUGUUCUUCCUUUGACAAUUUUAUCAGUUAUAAACGGGCAAACGAAAUAGCGAAAGGCACUUUUAGGAGAAAGAAGAGGCAGUCCUUCUUAACAUCUUAUGAGUCCUUUAAUAGGACUACGAACCUUCGUUACGUCUGGCAAAAGGUUAAAACUUUAAACGGUAGUCUUAAUAGAAAAGAGUCAACUAACUCAUAUUCGUCUGCUUCAGAGGUGGUGGUUCAGCGCCAGAUUGAGGAUCUUUAUCCCCCAUGGUGCGCCCCCGGCCCUUCGGUUUUGUGCUGGAUUCUUCAUCGAGUGAAUUCUUAUUCUCUUAUGAGGAAGUUGCUCAGGUUAUCCGGACGGUUCCAACGAAGUCCGCUCCGGGACCGGACGGACUAGAUUACCAUUUUUACCAGAUGCUACCCCCGUCAGCAAUUUCGUACUUGCUUAACCUGUUUAAUGAGAUUCUAUUGAAGGGCGUUUUUCCCUCGGACUGGAAUAGGUUCAAUGUUUUCUUUAUCCCUAAGAAGGAGUCGGAGAAAUUCCGUCCUAUCUCAAUGGCUCAAUGCUCUCUUAAGAUUUUAGAGAGGCUUAUUAAUAAUCGCCUGUAUAGAUGGUUAGAGAGACACCGUCUUCUCCCUAAAAGUCAGUUCGGAUUCAGGAGUAACAGAUCUUGUCAGGAUAACUUGGCUAUUCUCACUUCAGACGUAGAGCUUAAUUGGUGUCAAGGUAGAGAGACAGGCGCGGUUUUUUUGGACAUAAAAGGAGCCUACGAUAACGUCCUGUGGGACAUCCUUAUAGAAAAGCUGAAGCGGUUAGGCGUCCCCCCAUCUAUAUUCAAUUUAUUUAUAAUCUAGUUUCUAAGCGGGAGAUCCACUUUGUUUUCAAUGGCGUUGACUGUAUGCAAACUGCGAAUAAAGGCCUCUCCCAGGGCUGCGUUUUGAGCCCCAUUUUGUACACGAUAUAUGUAAUAGACUUAGAGGUCCAGUUGAUAAAUUUUCCUUUGAUUAGGACUCUUCAAUUCGCGGAUGUUUGUUUCUAUACGGCCGGUGGAAAUAGGCGCGAGUUAUUGCGUCAGCUGGAGGAAUGUAUAGAGGCGGUGGCGAUAUGGCUCGAGGGUCUCGGGUUAGACUUGGCUCUCCAGAAGACACAAUUUUGCAUUUUUGGUAAAUCUAUAACCGGGGUGUUGCCAGCUAUCAGAAUUCGGAGCUGCACGGUUCGGGCCGGUUCGCAGGUAGAAUUCCUCGGGCUGACACUACAGAAUAAUUAAAAAUGGAACGGGCAAGUAGAGAAGGCUUGCGGUCGUAGUGCGAAGGUUCUGAAACUUAUCAGUUUUUUGAGAUCGACUUGGUGGGGUUCCGGUUCAGCCCUGCUGCUUCAAAUUUACAGGAGUCUUUUGCGGUCGCGCUUGGAUUACAGCUCUUUUCUCUGGUGUAAUUUACCGCGAUGCUUAGAAGUGAAAAUAAGGACUCUUCAGAACCGAGCUCUUCAGACCUCCAUGGGUUAUAGGAAGAGCACUCCUCUUAAUGUAAUAUGCGCGGAGGCAUGCGAGCCACUUUUCAAGGACAGAGCUACUUACCUAGGGAUAUGUUAUAUAGGUAGGACAUUAAGUGACCCGGAGCAUGCUCUUAUUCCUAUCUUGGAGCGACUGCAGGAAUUCCGGGAUAAUCCGGUGAAUGUCUUGAGGCGUCAGGUUCCACUGAUUAGUAUUGGUUUUAACGGUUGGACCCGUUACGCUCACCUGGUGCACCCUUCGAGUGUGCCCUUGCAUUGCCACUUCCCUCAGCAUCUGGAGACGCUCGCUCCGAGCGUCUCAUUCGAGGAGGGCGAAAUUCUCAGGCGGGACGCGUGCCCAUCUGGGCUAUUUGGGAAGUUGUUUCCUCGGUCCGUAAAUCAGACUUGUAUGUUCACGGAUGGCUCCAAAUCGGAUGGAUUACCUUUCGCGGGGUAUGCGGUCUUCGACGAGUCUGCUGACCGGUGUUUUCGGUACCGGACCUCGCACGGCACCACAAUUUUUACUUGCGAAGCCAUGGCUAUCCUUAAGGUUCUCCGACUGUUUUGAGAGUCUUCGGAGCGAGAGCGUCUUCUCUUUUCUGACUCCAGAAGCGUUUUGGAAUCGCUCAGCCAGUGUAGGAACAGGAGAAAGAAUAGAAAUCACCUUAUUUGGGAAAUUCUGGACGAGAUAAGUAACAUUGAGCGGGAGGGGGGACAGGUUCAGUUGUACUGGAUUCCGGCACACAUGGGCAUCUCCCCGAACGAGAGGGUGGACCGUGAGGCCAAAGAGGCAGUUUUCUCGGGAGUGGACAGUGAGUUUCUUCUCCCGAGUGGUGACUUUAGAACUCUAUGGAGGAAGGAUAUGUAUAGUGGCCUGCAUGCGUGGGCGUGUGAGGUUGGUAACCAGGAGACCUACUAUUUAAAAAAUUUUUUGUGAACAGACGGAAACCUUGGUUCCACGGGCUUCAUCUUAACAGAAGAAGUAUUGUAUCUAUUAAUAGACUUAGGGCCAAUCAUACGUCCCUGGCGGAGAGCUUGUGGCACCACGACAUUGUUAAUUCGCCAAUUUGUGAAUGUGCAAGGGCUCAGCAGACGACUAACCAUGUGUUUUGGCAGUGUUCUUUGUUUGACCAAGAGCGUGCAGCCCUGUCUGCCGUAAUUCGCAGCCAAUACCGAUGCGGUCCCUUGUGCGUGGAACAAGCCCUCUGCGACUCUAACCGUGUUAUAGUAGACGCGAUAGCAGAGUUUAUUUCGACAAUAACUCUGAAUAUUUGAGCGUGCAAAGUGCAGUGAUAUACGUUGUGCUGUAUCUAUAGUCGUUGGUUAGCACUAGUAUAUACAGGGUCCGCCACUUAAAUCCGGACAUGAAAAUGUUUUCUCGAAAAAGUCGUGUAUUACAGAAAAUAUAUAGAGAUACAAAUAAAUUCUUUUAUAGU